ACCAUGGCCUCCACCUCCGCGAAUGUGUGUCUUGUUUGUAAAGAUGCCAUGGACAGAGUUGACUGUGGUCCGAAUGUUACACUUCCCUCGGUAGGGCGGGUUCACAUGAAAUGCUUCAGAUGUCAAGUUUGUAAUGUCCCUCUCAACCUCACUACUUUCAGGUUUGAGAAUCAUGCAAUGUUUCUGACGUGCUCAAAUCACACAAGCUCUGACACUGCAGAGAUAUCUGGAGCUGUAACCAAGUUCAAGGGGAGGUUCUGCCCAGCUGCCCUACUCACUGAAUAUCAGAACACCAACACCCUCAACGCUGAAAGAGCAGUACACGCAGUUGAUUGUGGAUCCUCCUACAUCGAGACAAGCUCGGACAGGUUUAUGGCAGAAUUACGGACAUUCCAAAGCAUAAUCCUCGCUAAAUCUCAAAUAAAGGAAUGUUUCCAAGACGUUCCCCCUAAAACGAACUGUAUAACCAGCAAUCACCUGAACACUAACAAACUGUGUGAGUGUGAUGAGAAGUUCUGGAUUGAGAUCCCGGCUCAGUACGAUCUAACACCCAUAGAGAUUGAGCUUCACGAAGACGACAUAUACAGGGUACACUUUAGCGGGUACGAUCAUUGGAAUUACUAUACAGUCGAGGACGGAGCUGGGCCCUGUAUUCUCAGCUUUAAACAGGAGGUCACAUCAGGAACAAGAGAACACUUUAGAAUAUUAGUGAGGGGCUAUUGUCACAUUGCACACGGCCUACUACAACCUACUGCUAUUACUGCUAAUAGGUACGAGAGGGACGAAGUGGUUCGAGCGGUAGGAAAGGAAAUGGGAUUCACAAACCCUUUCGUCACUGUCUCACAUCAUCGAGCAAAGAGAGAGCUUCUGAAGCUGGACGAGGCUUUCUUCAAGCGACAAUUUAAGGUAGGAGUGGUUUACUUGAAGGAAUUCCAAAGUAACGAAGAGGAAAUAUUCAGCAACCAACCUGACAGCCCCAGAUUCGAAGAUUUUCUCAGACUUCUUGGUAAACGGGUGACACUGAAGGGGUUCAAAGGUUUUAGGGGCGGACUGGAUGCUAUCAGCAAUCAGACCGGCACUGAGUCUGUUUAUACUACUUGGCGAGGAAGCGAGUUCAUGUUUCACGUAUCCACACUUCUGCCAUAUUCUUACGAAGAUCUACAGCAGCUGCAGAGAAAGAGACACAUAGGUAACGACAUAGUGUGUGUUGUGUUCCUUGAUGGACCAACAGUACGGUUCAGACCCUCCUGCAUCAAGUCUCACUUUCUUCAUGUCUUUAUCGUAGUCAGGCCUGUAGCGGGCGGUGGAUAUAAUGUUGCACUCGUUGCGAAGAAUGGUGUCCAACUGUUUGGUGCCCAGUGCAGUCCUGACUACGUAUUUCAAAGGGACAACGCAUUCAGAGACUUCAUACUUUGCAAGAUUGUUAACGGUCAACAUGCUGCAUAUAACGCAUCUAAAUUCAAGAUUAUGAUAGAGCGAACAAGACACCAGAUGUUAGGAGACUUAGUGCAAAAGUUUCGAAUGGAUACAGAGUCAAAGAAGCGAGAAUGUCACAUGGAAAAUGGACGAGGAACGUGGCUUCCGUUCGGUGCAGUUAGACCCCAGUCACCGCUGUUGGACGCCGUAUUUGAGAGGUACGAGAACGCCAACAAGCUCGGCAAAGAUCUGGAGAACGAAUAUGUUUCUAGUACAAUAACAGAAUUGUGCGACGUUGUCAUUGUGGCUGGAAAGAGUAAAAGUCUUCUCUUUGGCAUACGGGCCAUAAUGGCUGUUCGUUGCAGGGUGUUUCAGAAGCUGCUGGUUAACGCACCACUGCAUGACUUUGACAGCCGCUUGUUGAGACCGAAGGAGAGAAGGGAGUACAACUUGAAUCCUGGAGACUAUCCUCGGAAGAAGGGGUCCACUUCAAUACACGGCGAGAAACACAAGAUUACUCUUCCUAAGGUGACAGUGGAAGAGUUCAACUGUAAGGUAAUGAGUGUUGUACUGCAGUAUAUACACACUGGCAGUUGCUACAUCGUUACAAGUCAUCUUCCCAGUCUCAUAGCUGCAGCAGACAGAUUUGACCUGCCCGAACUAAGAGAAGCGUGUUUAAAGAUCCUACCGUCAGCCAUAUCCUUCGAUACCAUCAUAGACAUGCUGAACGCCAUGGAGUUUUUCAUCCAGUAUAAAAGUGUUAAAAGCAUGCUACAGAAACUCCUCGAGUUUAUUGAUCAGAACAUUCGUGAUGUACUGAGUCUGCCCUCGUUUUGUAACCUAUCAGAACACGUGCUGCAGCUGGUAUUUGCACGUGACCUGGAUAUUGACGAGAUCGCCAAGUUCAACGCUGCCAUCAGAUGGGGCAAGAACUUCUGUGCUAAACAGGAAGGAAGGGAUAUGAAGACGGUACUCCAGCAGCUGGUGAAUAAGAUUCAGUUUCAUCUGAUAAAACCAAGAGAGCUUAUGCAGGUUGUGUAUCCAGCAGGGGUAGUUCCUGAUCACAAGCUUAUAGUUGCUCUGGCAUUUCAAGCAGACCCCCGCUCGGUGGAGGGGAUAAAGGGUGCCCCUGUCCUCGAACACACCGUGUAACCUUUACUCACGUGAUGUCAUCACAGUGUUACGCGACGUCAUCAUUUACCGUAUCCUUACUCGGACUCUCAUUGUUUGUGCAACUAUGAACUAUGCAGGAUGUUUUCGCCUCGCUUGCACUCGAGAAAUGCCAAUGACUCUUUGCGAUUAAAUAGCUUCUGAGGACUUUAAAUUUCAGUUAAAUCGGAGAACAUGAAGAUUUAAAUCUAUAUAGUAUAUAUUAGUAUAUUUGUGAUAGAACAGUUUCUAAACUGAAUUCUCGUAGCCCUUUUCUUUGAUAACAAAUAUUACGGUUUUGUUGCUUCAAUAAUUUGAUAUGAUAUUUUCCUGAAUAAAAUAAAAUAAGAAUAAAAUCUUUUGAAUUCAUCUGCUUUGAAUCGUUUUGUUGCUUCAAUUCUAAUUCCAUUAUUGAUUUUAACAUUGUACUCAAUAAGCUUUGUCAAGCUUAUGUUAACUUAAAAUUUCAUUUAUUAAUACAUUAAUUACAUUUAUUUGUUGAUUCACUUUAAUUUUACCAAUUUAUUUAUUGAUUGUUUGUGUCACCGCCUACAGUUACUGAUUUAUAAUUGUUGCGCCUGUUUAUAAUUAUAGGAUGAAAUAUUAGUGAAUGAUUAUCUCAAAUUGAAUUGAUGUUUAUUAUCUCUAAAAAGAUAUAUAUUGAUAAUAGUAAUUAGUUAUAUGUUACUGUUCAGCGACUAUAACCGUAUAAUAUAAUAGGCUGACGUUACCCUCUUUGAGAUCGUUAUAGUCAAAGUUUAUCUUAUUUUCAGAUUAAUUUAAUUUAUUUUAAUUUAUUUUAAUUUAUUUACUGUUGCUAAGUAUUAUUCAGAGUUAUGGGUAACUGGUGAGGGUUUUAUCAUGCUUCAAUUAUAUCAGAUGAGAAGAAUGUCAGAGAAGAAUGUCAAAGUGAUUUUAU
Messenger RNA from Bolinopsis microptera, 3484 nucleotides. RefSeq lists its product as uncharacterized. Bases 4 to 2568 code for a protein of 854 amino acids. The transcript has 24 exons. Gene Ontology annotation, molecular function: protein binding; GTPase activator activity. Gene Ontology annotation, cellular component: cytoplasm. NCBI's taxonomy places the organism in Eukaryota, Metazoa, Ctenophora, Tentaculata, Lobata, Bolinopsidae. Gene Ontology annotation, biological process: regulation of small GTPase mediated signal transduction; activation of GTPase activity. The record is from RefSeq and is a predicted model, not a curated record.